AACAAAAAGGUCCAACAAAAUCUUGCGAGUUCCUCUUCUUCAAAGCCCGUAAUUGAAAUUGAGAAUGCAGUCUUUAAUGAGCUCAUGUAUAAAGGUGAAGUACCUAAACGUCCUCUGAAUUAUGGAUUUGGAGUGAAGCAAAGCGACAUCUUUGGAGUGGAAGGUUUGCUGAGGAAAGAAGGGUCAAGCUAUGUUAACAACAAUGCUAUGGAAGUGGAUAACAUGAAAGGUGAAAUAUCAGUUGUCAAGAAGCAAAAUGAGGACCUUGCGCAACAAAAUCAAGUUCUGAACACCAAGUUUGAAGAAACAACACAAUCAUUUAAAAUGAUUGCUUCUUUUUUGGGACAAGUUUUGAAGGAAGUACGCAAAGGGAAUGUUUCAUCGAACCUUUUAGAUGGUGCGGAAUCAGCAAUAAAUAUGAUUACUGAUGAUUCUGGUGGCAAUGGUGACAACCAGGCCGAGAAAUGAGACUUUGACACUAUUGCCAAAUGCAAGAUUAUUGAUGAUUCAAGUGGUAAUAGUAAAUGUAGAUCAAGAGAUGAACAAGUUAUCUUGAAGCUAAGCUAGCAUAAGGAUAGGUUUACUUGUUCGUAACCUUGUUUUUAUUUAGUUUUGGACUAUCUUGUAGAAAAAAUGAUAAUGCUAGUUAGAAAGUUAUUUUUGUUUUAAAACUAUCGCUUUUAUUUCAGUUUGACUAGACUCUGCGAAUUAAUUUAAUGUAUAGAUGAUUUUUAUCACUUUUUCUAAAUUAACUACUUAAGUAUAUAUAUG
Molecule: messenger RNA, 771 nt
Organism: Spinacia oleracea (spinach)
Lineage: Eukaryota; Viridiplantae; Streptophyta; Magnoliopsida; Caryophyllales; Amaranthaceae
Exons: 3
Coding region: 85-468 (127 amino acids)
Source: RefSeq, a predicted model, not a curated record